UGAACCCGAAGUAUCACCCAUAGGCUUACUUAAGAAAAAGGUGGAUAGCAUGGUCAGUCUGAACACUGGAUUCUGAUUGGCUGGCAGCUCUUUCGCUUAAGAAAGCCAUCAUCAUCAGCAAGAAAUAGUGGACGCCAACGUGGUCUCUUUGAGUGAACUUGAGCAAAAUCCUUAUCACAAAGACCACGUUUUUGAAGAGGAAGAGGAAUUGACAGAACAAAUGGAGUCAGCGAUGGAAAAGGUGAAAGAUGAGCAAGAGGAGUGGGGAAAACAACUAGAGUUAGACAUGGAAAAGCUGAAAGAUGAAGAAGAGGAGUUGGCAGAACAACUGGGGUUAGACUUUGAGUUAGCGAUGGAAAAGGCAAAAGAUGAGCAAGAGGAGUGGGGAAAACAACUAGAGUUAGACAUGGAAAAGCUGAAAGAUGAAGAAGAGGAGUUGGCAGAACGAAUGGGGUUAGCCUUGGAGUUAGCGAUGGAAAAGGCGAAAGAUGAGCAAGAGGAAUGGGGAAAACAACUAGAGUUAGACAUGGAAAAGCUAAAAGAUGAAGAAGAGGAGUUGGCAGAACAACUGGGGUUAGACUUUGAGUUAGCGAUGGAAAAGGCAAAAGAUGAGCAAGAGGAGUGGGGAAAACAACUGGAGUUAGACAUGGAAAAGCUGAAAGAUAAAGAAGAGGACUUGGCAAAACGAAUGGGGUUAGCCUUGGAGCUAGCGAUGGAAAAGGCGAAAGAUGAGCAAGAGGAGUGGGGAAAACAACUAGAGUUAGACAUGGAAAAGCUGAAAGAUAAAGAAGAGGAGUUGGCAGAACGAACGGGGUUAGCCUUGUAG
Messenger RNA from Labeo rohita (rohu), 826 nucleotides. RefSeq names its product nipped-B-like protein B. NCBI's taxonomy places the organism in Eukaryota, Metazoa, Chordata, Actinopteri, Cypriniformes, Cyprinidae. The coding region runs from base 221 to 826 and encodes 201 amino acids. The transcript has 2 exons. The record is from RefSeq and is a predicted model, not a curated record.